AUGGUUUACUACGCCUGCGUCAACAGAUACUCGGUCCGUGUUGACAAUGGAACUGCACGCACAGUGACUCUGUCGUCGCAUGACGUGGUUGGGCCUUCAGACCACGGUGUGAUAGCACUCAACUGUACGACACCAAGACUGGUUAGUGGAGGGGCACAGAAGACACAGUGUCAGCAGGACGGGAGAAACCCCAACCAAGGGGUGCUCACACUCAAGGGCAGCUUUCCGACAGCUCAGGGUUCAAACUUUACCGCAGAUGUGCGGAGUUUGACACUCCCGGGCCCGGCCAUCACCCAUGAUUCAGCUGGUAUCUGGGCCUGGGAUAGUGGUGCGGUGAAGAUUUUGGUGGGAAAUGUCGCAACCCCAACGCUUGCUGUUGCCGUAUACGGAUACAGAACCGAUGACUUUGGAACAGCCGAAAACCGGUUGCAGACCUGGGAUACCGAAAUCCAACGACAGAGGCUGCAAAAUGUGGCCACCAAUCUGGCGCCUUCGCUCUAUCAGAUCUGA
Messenger RNA from Podospora bellae-mahoneyi, 510 nucleotides. RefSeq lists its product as uncharacterized. The record is from RefSeq and is a predicted model, not a curated record. The coding region runs from base 1 to 510 and encodes 169 amino acids. The transcript is spliced from 2 exons. NCBI's taxonomy places the organism in Eukaryota, Fungi, Ascomycota, Sordariomycetes, Sordariales, Podosporaceae.